This is a messenger RNA of Lolium perenne, 896 nucleotides long. RefSeq lists its product as uncharacterized. The record is from RefSeq and is a predicted model, not a curated record. Lineage: Eukaryota; Viridiplantae; Streptophyta; Magnoliopsida; Poales; Poaceae.
CCCAUCGAAUCAUUCAUUCUCGCUUCUCCAACACAAGCAGGAACACACAAAGAAACAGACGCCGUUCAAUCAAGCACACAACUAAGACAAGCAAAUCAUCAAUGGGAGCGGGGAUGAAGCGCGCGAGGGAGGAGGAGCCCGUGUCGCUGGCGCUGUCGCUAAGCACGGAAUCGACGGCGUCGACCACGACAUCGGCGGACUCGGCCGGGGCGGUGACGCAGAAGAGCAGGGCGCGCCGCCGGAGGAUGGUGGCCACGUCGGGAGAAGGAGAGUUCGUGUGCAAGACGUGCGGCCGGGCAUUCGCGUCAUUCCAGGCGCUGGGCGGUCACCGGACAAGCCACCUCCGCGGCCGCCACGGUCUAGAGCUCGGCGUCGGCGUCGCGAAAGCAAUCAAGCGGCGAGAGGCCAAGCAGUCGCACGAGUGCCACCUCUGCGGGCUCGGCUUCGAGACGGGCCAGGCGCUCGGCCACAUGAGAUUGCUGGCUUAUAUUCUGAUAUGUUUGGAUGUCAAGUGGGUACUCUUCCUAUGAAAUAUCUGGGGGUGCCCAUAUCUUCGGUAGCCUUGAAAACUUCAGACUGGGACUAUGUCGAUGAUAAGCUUGUUAGGAAACUUGAUGCUUGGAUUGGUAAUAAUGCUUCCUCAGGCGCUAAGAAAGUGCUUAUUGAUGCUUGCUUAUCUUCCACUCUGUACUAUCCCAUGUCCAUGUUUUUGUUGAACAAGACCUUUUUGGAAAAGGCUGACAAACAUAGGAAACGUUUCUUUUGGCAAAAAAAGAAAGAUAAAAAAAGUUAUUACAUGGUUAGUUGGGACAAGGUGUGUAGAUCGAAGAAAAAAGGGGGCCUAGGCAUUAAAAAUUUAAGAAGACAAAAUAUCAGCUUGUUAACUAAGUGGUGGU